Messenger RNA from Oncorhynchus tshawytscha (Chinook salmon), 3187 nucleotides. RefSeq lists its product as uncharacterized. Bases 32 to 1363 code for a protein of 443 amino acids. The transcript is spliced from 3 exons. Lineage: Eukaryota; Metazoa; Chordata; Actinopteri; Salmoniformes; Salmonidae. The record is from RefSeq and is a predicted model, not a curated record.
AAAGACUGUUCACUUGGGGUCACGUCCGACUAUGUAUGUGUUUACCCCCCCGCACUCCUGUACCCUGUCCCUGGGUCAGAACCCUGCUGCCUCCUGGCCUGUACCCUGUCCCUGGGUCAGAACCCUGCUGCCUCCUGGCCUGUACCCUGUCCCUGGGUCAGAACCCUGCUGCCUCCUGGCCUGUAGCCUGUCCCUGGGUCAGAACCCUGCUGCCUCCUGGCCUGUACCCUGUCCCUGGGUCAGAACUCUGCUGCCUCCUGGCCUGUACCCUGUCCCUGGGUCAGAACCCUGCUGCCUCCUGGCCUGUACCCUGUCCCUGGGUCAGAACCCUGCUGCCUCCUGGCCUGUACCCUGUCCCUGGGUCAGAACUCUGCUGCCUCCUGGCCUGUACCCUGUCCCUGGGUCAGAACCCUGCUGCCUCCUGGCCUGUACCCUGUCCCUGGGUCAGAACCCUGCUGCCUCCUGGCCUGUAGCCUGUCCCUGGGUCAGAACCCUGCUGCCUCCUGGCCUGUACCCUGUCCCUGGGUCAGAACCCUGCUGCCUCCUGGCCUGUACCCUGUCCCUGGGUCAGAACUCUGCUGCCUCCUGUCCCUGGGUCAGAACUCUACUGCCUCCUGGCCUGUACCCUGUCCCUGGGUCAGAACUCUGCUGCCUCCUGGUCUGGGUCAGAACUCUGCUGCCUCCUGGCCUGUACCCUGUCCCUGGGUCAGAACUCUGCUGCCUCCUGGUCUGGGUACUCUGCUGCCUCCUGGCCUGUACCCUGUCCCUGGGUCAGAACUCUGCUGCCUCCUGGUCUGGGUCAGAACUCUGCUGCCUCCUGGCCUGUACCCUGUCCCUGGGUCAGAACUCUGCUGCCUCCUGGUCUGGGUCAGAACUCUGCUGCCUCCUGGUCUGGGUCAGAACUCUGCUGCCUCCUGGCCUGUACCCUGUCCCUGGGUCAGAACUCUGCUGCCUCCUGGUCUGGGUCAGAACUCUGCUGCCUCCUGGCCUGGUCCCUGGGUCAGAACUCUGCUGCCUCCUGGUCUGGGUCAGAACUCUGCUGCCUCCUGGCCUGUACCCUGUCCCUGGGUCAGAACUCUGCUGCCUCCUGGUCUGGGUCAGAACUCUGCUGCCUCCUGGCCUGGUCCCUGGGUCAGAACUCUGCUGCCUCCUGGUCUGGGUCAGAACUCUGCUGCCUCCUGGCCUGUACCCUGUCCCUGGGUCAGAACUCUGCUGCCUCCUGGUCUGGGUCAGAACUCUGCUGCCUCCUGGUCUGGGUCAGAACUCUGCUGCCUCCUGGCCUGUACCCUGUCCCUGGGUCAGAACUACAAAUCCCAGUUGUGUAUGCAUUCCCUCAGAUUUCUCCUGCUGUGAAUCUAGUUAAUGGUCAGGUCCAGGGCCUAUGGAAGGUACGGCCAUUAUGGUUCACUCUCUGCAUUGUGGGAAACCAACUAAACUAACCCGGUGACUGGUUGCUAUGUCCAAAGCAACAGAACUAACCCGGUGACGGGUUGCUAUGUCCAAAGCAACAGAACUAACCCGGUGACUGGUUGCUAUGUCCAAAGCAACAGAACUAACCCGGUGACUGGUUGCUAUGUCCAAAGCAACAGAACUAACCCGGUGACGGGUUGCUAUGUCCAAAGCAACAGAACUAACCCGGUGACUGGUUGCUAUGUCCAAACCAACAGAACUAACCCGGUGACAGGUUGAUAUGUCCAAACCAACAGAACUAACCCUGUGACUGGUUGCUAUGUCCAAAGCAACAGAACUAACCCGGUGACUGGUUGAUAUGUUCAAAGCAACAGAACUAACCCGGUGACUGGUUGCUAUGUCCAAAGCAACAGAACUAACCCUGUGACUGGUUGCUAUGUCCAAACCAACAGAACUAACCCGGUGACUGGUUGCUAUGUCCAAACCAACAGAACUAACCUGGUCACAGGUUGCUAUGUCCAAACCAACAGAACUAACCCGGUGACAGGUUGCUAUGUCCAAACCAACAGAACUAACCCUGUGACUGGUUGAUAUGUCCAAACCAACAGAACUAACCCGGUGACAGGUUGCUAUGUCCAAACCAACAGAACUAACCCGGUGACAGGUUGAUAUGUCCAAACCAACAGAACUAACCCUGUGACUGGUUGAUAUGUCCAAACCAACAGAACUAACCCUGUGACAGGUUGCUAUGUCCAAACCAACAGAACUAACCCGGUGACAGGUUGCUAUGUCCAAACCAACAGAACUAACCCGGUGACAGGUUGCUAUGUCCAAACCAACAGAACUAACCCGGUGACUGGUUGCUAUGUCCAAACCAACAGAACUAACCCUGUGACUGGUUGCUAUGUCCAAACCAACAGAACUAACCCUGUGACAGGUUGCUAUGUCCAAACCAACAGAACUAACCCGGUGACAGGUUGCUAUGUCCAAACCAACAGAACUAACCCUGUGACUGGUUGCUAUGUCCAAAGCAACAGAACUAACCCUGUGACUGGUUGCUAUGUCCAAACCAACAGAACUAACCCGGUGACAGGUUGCUAUGUCCAAACCAACAGAACUAACCCGGUGACAGGUUGAUAUGUCCAAACCAACAGAACUAACCCUGUGACUGGUUGAUAUGUCCAAACCAACAGAACUAACCCGGUGACUGGUUGCUAUGUCCAAAGCAACAGAACUAACCCGGUGACAGGUUGCUAUGUCCAAACCAACAGAACUAACCCAGUGACUGGUUGCUAUGUCCAAACCAACAGAACUAACCCGGUGACAGGUUGCUAUGUCCAAACCAACAGAACUAACCCGGUGACAGGUUGCUAUGUUCAAACCAACAGAACUAGCUGGGCAUCCAUUCUCUCUGUAGUCCGUGGGUGUUGUUGGGUACAGAGUCUUCCAUGAUGGCAGACAGUCUUCUGUAGUCUGGCUACCGGUCUGGUUAGAUAACAUUCCACUCCCAUGUCGUUGUUUCCUAAUGGAAAGCUAGAUAAACAGGCUGGUACCCAGACUAUAUUUUCUACAUCUGUAUUUCUGAACCAAGUCAUAUGUGUUGCUGAGAUAUCUUUGUAUAUCUCCACACCACAACCUAUUUAAAAACCAUAAUGCCAAUUGCUACAAAUGUAUAUUUUCUAUCUUUGUGGGUUUAAAACAAAAAAUGUUUGAUGGUCCUCAACAUUGAGUGUGUUUUAUAUCUUCAGACUAGCGUCUUGUCCUACAGAAUAGUCUG